GUAAUAAAAACUAUUUUGUAUAUUGAUUAUUAUAGUGUAACACGCAAGGCAAAUAAUGUGUCAUAAGACUUGAUCAUAAUAACCCCAAGCGAAUUGUUACUAGCGAGGCUAUUCAAACUUAUACAUUCGAGUGAACGCACAUACGGUUGCCACUGUGUUCCUUUGCAAGCUGAAGGCAUAACAUCAAGUCUCAGAACAAACAGCUGGCACUUAAUGCUUGGUAACCCCCCGAAAUCGCAACGUGAUGCAGAGAACCACCCAGACCACCCGACAGCAGCGCAAGCUGAAGCUCUGUUUCGGCUGGGAAGCGACUGUCUUGGUAGCCAAUAUAAUCUUCGCCUUCCUUGCUGUGAGUGGACAGGUCACACAGAAUGUCUCCCUGCCGCUGUGGAUUGACGCUGCCACCUCGGGGACGUCCAACACGACGUCGAACGUCACCUCGAACGUCACGUCACCUCACAUUGUCCCGUACUUCGUCUUCUCCUUCGCCAGUUUCUCCUUUGUCGUUAUCUUUGGCGUGUGUCUGGCAGGAGCAUUUUUCCUGGGCCAGAUCACAGAGACGGACCUGAAAUUCCCCCACACCCUGCUGUUCCUAGUGGGGAUGUUCGACGCCUUGAACGGGGUGCUGGUAGUGAACGCUUCGAGUGGAUCCAGGACGGCUCCGUACCUACAGGCUAUCCUCGGUAACUUCACCAUACCCAUCACAAUGUUGCUAAGACUCUUGGUUUUGAGGAAGAAGCCCACACAGCGGAAGUUCAUCUGCUCUAUGCUGGUCCUGCUGUCCCUCUUCAUCUGUCUGCUGCCGAAGAUAAUCCCGGCUUUGGGCGCCGACACCGCACCGGGGGCCAAGGGUGCCGCUGGCGUACUGUGGCCGCUCUGCUUCAUGGUCGGAUUCGUUCCAGCUGCAGCGAUGAACGUGAUUGAGGAGAAGGUGAUGAAGAUGACGCCCGGAGCACGCCGGGAACAGAUCAGCCUCAUCUGGUUCCUGUUCUGGGAGUCCGUGUACCAGUUCCUGUGCGCAGCCGCGCUCUUCUGGACAGACAUCAUCCCCGGGUUUGGUAACAGCGCAGACAUCCACGAGUUCGGGGAAAAUGUCGCUUUCGGCUUUCUCUGUUUCUUCGGCGGCCGGGGCUGCACUAGUGAACCCGGUACCAGGGGGACUAUCUUCAUCCUCGGGUACGCCGUCAGCUACUUCGGCGGGGGACUGUUGCUGCGGCACGCGGAGGGCGCCACGCUGCUCGCCCUGGUCACGUCCCUUGUGACGCCGCUAGGAUUCCUGUUCUGGACCCUGUUUGCUGAAGACCCGUUCGAAUUCCACGUCAACACCGGGAACGCCACCUGGUUCUCCCUGGGAGCUCUGGUCCUCAUGGUUCCCGCUAUCUACUUCUACAACACAGGAAUGCCUGAACGUUCCAGCGAUAUCAAGACAAAAACCACAGAUCCGGAGAGACAGCCUUUUCUGGACACUUCGCACGUUCAAUAUUCUGGUACCUGAACUCGAAGGGAGAAGAAAUCCACACUAAAUACCCUAGCUACAAAUCUGUCUGUUUGCUAAUGACUGAUCCGUUUGAAAAAGUUACAAUGUUGCACUUUGUGCCAUCUUCGCAAGAGGGCAA
Molecule: messenger RNA, 1616 nt
Organism: Branchiostoma belcheri (Belcher's lancelet)
Lineage: Eukaryota; Metazoa; Chordata; Leptocardii; Amphioxiformes; Branchiostomatidae
Exons: 9
Coding region: 245-1495 (416 amino acids)
Source: RefSeq, a predicted model, not a curated record